Messenger RNA from Candidula unifasciata, 1440 nucleotides. NCBI's taxonomy places the organism in Eukaryota, Metazoa, Mollusca, Gastropoda, Stylommatophora, Geomitridae. The record is from the annotation of a GenBank genome assembly.
AUGGUACGUAAGGCAAUCAGUGGUCGAACUGACAAAGGUAGUCUGGUGGACAUAUCUGUGGAAGAACAGAAGAAGGAGAUAGACAAGGCCAGACUGCAAUGCCACAAGGGUAUUGCGGACGAAGUGACUUCAACAGGUAACUAUUGCAAGGCAGCAUGGGAUGGGCUGAUGUGCUGGCCGGCGACCCAGGCAGGGGAGACGGCUGAGUUACAGUGUGCCUGGUAUGUGAACCAGUUCUUUCUUCACGCAAAGGCAACAAGACAAUGCAUGGACAACGGAGAGUGGUUCAUUCACUCCGAGAUAAACACCACAUGGACCAACUACACAAGCUGCAGGCAUGUGGAUGCCUCUACACCCGACGUGCCUCUUGUACCAGAGGAACACAUAGAACGAAUCAAACUGAUGUACAGUAUUGGCUACGGGGUGUCGCUGUUUGCUCUCGCCGUGGCUAUUUUUAUCAUGAUCUAUUUUCGACGACUUCAUUGUCCAAGAAACAUCAUCCACCUCAAUUUAUUUACAGCCUUUGUGCUGAGGGCUCUGCUGUCAUUCCUCAAGGACAGUUUACUGAUAGCACAUCUAGGGUUACCGGGGGAUGUCCUUGAAGACUCGCGAGGAAAUAUUAUAUUUGAUCCUGAAGGGACGCACUGGCAGUGUAAGCUUCUGUUUACCACAUUCCACUAUGUACAGCUGGCUAGCUCGGCCUGGGUCUUCAUGGAGGGACUCUACUUGUACAUUCUUGUGACUGUCACCAUAUUCUCGGAGCGAAGGUACAUCCGCUGGUGUACCAUUCUAGGAUGGGGCGGCCCAUUGUUCUUUCUUGUGCCUUGGAUAAUCAUGCGUGCCACUACAGAGGAUGUUCUAUGUUGGAACACGCAUCCGACUCAAGCUUUAUUUUGGAUUCUGAAAGGACCUCAAGUGGCAAUAGCCGUUGUAAAUUUUAUAUUUUUCCUCAACAUCAUUCGCGUGCUCUUUACAAAACUAGUACGAAGCGCACCGCCCAAAGCCAGGAAGUUUAGGUACAGACGUCUGGGGAAAUCCACCCUGGUUUUGAUUCCCAUGUUUGGAGUCCACUAUCUGGUGACCAUUGGCGUGCCGGAGAAAACCAAUCCAGUCAUGGAGACAAUCAAGCUUUACUUCGAAAUGUUCUUUAACUCGUUUCAGGGCCUACUGAUCGCCUGCCUGUUCUGUUUCAUGAAUGGAGAGGUGCAGACGGAAAUCAGGAAGAGGUACAUCCGCCACAAGCUGAGAGUCAACUCACGGAACUAUCAGAACAAGGAGCCGAACUCGUCCAGUGGGUCUGAGAAUAAUUCGUGCAUGAACAGACAGAAACUGAAGAUUUAUAUCCACCAGACUCGCUGUUACAGGUCUCCGAUAGAGGUCUCUGUGCCCAAUGACGUCAGACCCAUCAUUUACAUGUCCAAACGGAACAGUUUUGUCUAA